AUGUCUGAAGCCGAGGUCACGCCCAAGCGGCAGAAGGGCCUGGACGGCACGCCCAAGCCGUCACUAGCUCAACCCGCCCCUGCGCAACCCGCCCCUGCGCAACCCGCCAAGCCGGUCAAGCAGGCCAAGCCAACCAAGGGCAAGGCCGCCAAGGCUCGCAAGGCCGCCAAGGGCCGCGGAGUCAAGCACAAGGUGGUCUACGAGCGCAUCAACUACCUCGUCCAGGCCGCGGUGGCAGUCGUCGAGCUCUCACCCGAUCUGGCGCGCCACUACGUGGGCAACAUCCGCGAGCUCGCCCGCCGUCUCGUUCUCCGCUUAGACAGAUCCAUCUCGCGCCAGCUCUGCAAGGGCUGCGAUAUCAUCCUCGUUCCACACAUCUCGGCCAAGGUCCGCAUCAAGGCCAAGCUCGUGACGACAACUUGCCUCUCCUGCGGCCAAUCCUCGUCGCACUCGGGCAUCACCUUUGCCACAUCCGAUCCCUCGCCGUAGUCGCCCGCCCUGUCCUGCUCCACUCCCCCACGGCGCAAGCAACCGCGCUGUCAACGCACUUGCCCCGCCCCACCAAGCAUGUCAAGCACCAGAUCAACCACGCCAUGACCUCGCAUGACCACAGAGCCAGUGCCAGUGCGAGUGCCAGUGCGAGUGCCACCCCACUCGAGCCCCACCACCAUGGGCACAACUUGGUCUACGCAAUGGGAGCAGUACUCAGUGGGAAUGAAG
Messenger RNA from Thecamonas trahens ATCC 50062, 720 nucleotides. Its product is annotated as ribonuclease P protein subunit p21. The record is from RefSeq and is a predicted model, not a curated record. Gene Ontology annotation, biological process: tRNA 5'-leader removal. Lineage: Eukaryota; Apusomonadida; Apusomonadidae. Bases 1 to 489 code for a protein of 162 amino acids. The transcript has a single exon. Gene Ontology annotation, cellular component: nucleolar ribonuclease P complex.